Molecule: messenger RNA, 2115 nt
Organism: Menidia menidia (Atlantic silverside)
Lineage: Eukaryota; Metazoa; Chordata; Actinopteri; Atheriniformes; Atherinopsidae
Source: the annotation of a GenBank genome assembly
AUGGCUGCUCUCUCUGCCUUGCUGAAGACCUGGGUUAUCCUGCAGACGCUGUGCCUGGCUCUGGCCCAAGUGAGGGGUCCGCCCGGACCUCAGGGCCAGCCAGGCCCACCAGGCCCCUCUGGCACUCCUGGGUCAGAUGGCAUUGAUGGAGAAAAGGGACCUCCUGGGCCUCCUGGACCACGUGGGCAAAAGGGAGAGCCGGGGGAACCAGGUCCUAACGGAGCGCCGGGGGAGAACGGCAUCGAUGGUUUGAUUGGAGCAAAGGGUGAUCGUGGUCCUGCCGGGAACCCUGGGUCAGCCAGGUCCAAGUGGGACUCGGCCUUCCAGGGUGCUCCAGGGCCCAUUGGUCUCCCUGGUAAUAUUGGACCCUCUGGACCAAAGGGUUUAAUGGGACCUCCCGGAGCUCCAGGACUUCCCGGACCACCCGGCAAGCCAGGUCCUCCAGGCAAGUUCAUUGGUGCCGAAGAAGGCAGUGCUGAUAUCCAGUGUCCCCUGAACUGCCCAGCUGGGCUGAAAGGACCCCAGGGACUGCAGGGAGUCAAGGGGCACAAAGGACGGGCCGGAGUUCUUGGAGACCCGGGCAGCAUCGGAAAAACGGGCUUCAAAGGAGAAGUCGGCAUCUCUGGGGAGCAGGGCAUCCCAGGACCCCCGGGUCCAAUGGGUCUGAGGGGUUAUCCGGGAAUGAUGGGUCCCAAAGGAGAGGCGGGCCCUCGUGGCUACAAGGGCAUCAACGGACCAGUAGGAAUACCCGGGCCCCCUGGGGAAGAAGGACCACGAGGACCACCUGGAGAAGCUGGAGACAAGGGAGACAAAGGCAGCCGGGGGAUCCAGGGCCCACAGGGCGCCGUUGGCAAAAAGGGAGAGAACGGACUGCCGGGUAUUGAUGGAAAAGACGGAACACCUGGUAUUCCUGGAAUCAAGGGCGCCCCGGGGCAGGGUGGGAUGCCCGGUCCUCCAGGUCCUCAAGGAACAGCGGGAUUACCGGGUACAUCUGGAGCUAAAGGUGGACCUGGAGCUAAGGGGGAACCUGGACCAAGGGGUCACGCUGGCAUGCAGGGUGCUUCAGGACCUCUGGGCGAGCCUGGUAUUCCUGGUGAGCCUGGUAUGGAAGGAGUCCCUGGACCCAAGGGCGACAGGGGUCAGCGCGGAAUAGUUGGGCCGCAAGGAGUUGUUGGCAAGCCUGGAAAUAAAGGAGAAAGAGGGCCCAUCGGUGUUCCCGGCCCACAGGGUCUUACUGGAACCAAAGGAGACAAGGGCUUCCAAGGCAAAGUUGGUUCAAAGGGGGACAUAGGUGACCCGGGCGUUGAGGGAUUGGCUGGCGAGAAAGGCGAAAAGGGUUUGUCUGGCGAGCCUGGGCCAAAAGGACAGCAAGGAAUUAGGGGUGACCCUGGAUACAAUGGACCGACUGGAGAUCCAGGUAAACCAGGGGACCCGGGACCACCAGGAGUACCUGGUCCAAGGGGGCUUAACGGCGAGCGCGGUGUACCCGGCAUGCCAGGCAUUCAGGGAUCAGCAGGGCGUGACGCAUCCGACCAGCAUAUCAUCGACGUGGUUCUCAAGAUGUUGCAGGAGAGGCUAGCAGCAGUGGCGGUGAGCGACAAGAGGGCCGUACUCGGCGGCACAGGUGUGAUGGGGCCGCCCGGACCCCCUGGACCACCAGGGGCACCUGGACCUCAGGGGCCACAUGGUUUACCCGGGGCCCGGGGCAUCCCGGGUAUACUUGGAGCACCAGGGCAGAUUGGAAACACAGGGCUCAAAGAGGGGCAAAGGGAGAGAGAGGAGAUCCAGGUAAACCUCACCCAGGAGCACCUGGGCCCCCAGGAAUACCAGGUCCCCCUGGUGUUGACGGCGUCGCUCGGGACGGCCGGCCUGGCGAGAGAGGCCCUCAGGGAUCCGCCGGAGAGGCCGGCCAUCCUGGCAAGGCAGGCAACCCGGGUCUUCCGGGAUUCUGCGAGGCGGCCAUGUGCCUGGCUGCGUCAGCCUACACCUCGCCGAGACUACAGGAGGCAGGAACUAUCAAAGGACCCAAUGUUUAGAGACCUGACUCUCCACCAGCAGCUCGGGACACCCGGGAGAGAGACGGAAGGAGAGAGACCACUCUUCUCAGUCAGAUAA